AUGGCCAAACGGUACCGGGCUAACAUAAUGCGGGCCAUAAGCGGAACGACUGGGGGCAAGCCGAACCGCCGGUCAACCGCCUAUGCCGAGCGAAGGCCGACUGUUUGCCGAGUGUUUGGUGCUUACUGGGCCUUAGCACUUUUAAGGCUUACAAGUGCUUGCGGAAAUCAAAUAGGAAAUUGUCUGUAUAACACAAUUUACGAUGAUAUUAAAUCGAAAGAUCAAACUGGUCCAUAUUACAAAAAAGCUGUCAAUAAGUGGUUUAAUGUAACAAGAAACGAAAAAUGGGAACCUCUAUCAGUUUUAGUUGACACAGAACUUAAAGCAGUAAAUUCAACAAACAAAUUACCGUUUAAAUUUAAAAAUGUAGCUGCCAAGAGUCUUGGGGGCUCAGCAAACAACUGGGCAUAUGGAUAUACCAACACUAAUCAAACCCUUAAAACGGAAAUAAUGGACACAAUUAGGUCACAAGUAGAAAAGUGUGAUUAUUUAACGAGUAUACUGAAUAUAUUUAGUUCAUCAGGCGGAACAGGAUCAGGAUUAGGGAGUUUUAUUAUUGAGUGCAUAAGAAAUGAAUAUCCUUCAAAGAAUAUUACAAAUGCAAUUGUGUUGCCAUAUAUGAGAGGAGAGAUUGUAACACAAAGUUACAAUAGUGUGUUGUCAUUGUCUCAUUUGUAUUCAUUGGCCGAUAAUACAAUUUUAUUCCAAAAUGAAAGAAUGCAUUACAAUUGCAAUUAUUCUCUAGAUAUUAAGGAAGUUACAUUUGAAAAUAUUAAUACACUUAUAUCUCACCAGUUGGCUUCAGUGUUUCAACCUGUAAAUAAUUUAAAUACUUGUGAUAUUUUGAAUCAUUUAAGUGCACAUCCAAAGUAUCGAUAUCUUCAAAUAAGGACUGAGCCAAAUUUUCACAAAGACAGCAUAAAAUUUGAAAGUGAACGUUUGUGGAAGCCUUUAGUAAAUUCUUUAUCGAAGCAAUCACGUUUUGAAUACACUCAGCAAGAACAAAAUAAAGUGCCAUUAAAAGUCAAAAACAUUUCAAGUGUUUUAAUUUCAAGAGGAUCUGAAAAAUUAUGUGAUAAAGAUUUAGUGCCUUUAAAAGACAAAAAUUUGUAUGUUUCCUGGUUACAGCCCACUGAUAGCUUUAAUAACUAUCACGAUAUAAAUAAUUUUUUAAGUUUAAGUAAAUCUUUAACUAAUGUUGUUAACAACAAUAAUAUUUUUGUUCCUUUGAAUUGUAUUGUUGAAGAUGCUUGGAAUUUGUUUACUAAUAAUGCUUAUUUACAUCAUUACAAAAAAUUUGUGUCUGAUUGGUCUGAGGCAGAUAAAAGAAGGCUACUUCUUGCCUUAAAAACACAUGGAUCAUAUAAUUUGGAUUUAAUACACAAAGAAAUACCGGAAAAAUCGUUGCCUGAAAUACAAAACAUUAUAAAUAAAUACAUGACACUUGGGAAGGCGCGACAAAAUGAAUACUCGAACCCUUCACCAUUAAAACAAUGGGAAAAAUUAAUAAAACAAAUAAAUCUGAGGCACAGGUAUUCCAUACUGGAUGUUUUACCCAGAGUUUUGAAAUACAUAGCAUUGUUUGAAGAAGUUACUCAGCAUGAAGAAAAUGAUAUUAAUAUUAGUGACUGCUACAAGGUCCUAUCAGAUAUAUCCUAUGGAUUGGCUUCCAAAGAAAUGGACCCAAAAACAAAUCAUUUUUUUUAUGAAUGUUUGAGGAGAUUAUCUGUAAACUUAAAAAAUCAAGACUUAGAACUUUACAAAGAGUACAUAAAUAGCCUUACUGACUUUGAGGACCUUGGCGGAAAUCAUGAACUUGAAAAGAAAAAAACUAUAAUAAAUCCAUUAAAUAUACCAGAACAACUCUUGGAGGCAACAAAUCAAGAUAAAUCAAACUUUGUAGUUGUACAGGAGUCAAACUUGUAAGGUGGUAUAUAUACAGGGUUCCAUUGCUUGUGUGGUAAUUUCUUCACCAAAAAUGAGAUAAAAUUUAAUAGUUUCUAUUAACAUGACUCCGCAGAUGCUUUGUUGUAAAGACCUGUA
Messenger RNA from Brassicogethes aeneus, 2043 nucleotides. The record is from the annotation of a GenBank genome assembly. Lineage: Eukaryota; Metazoa; Arthropoda; Insecta; Coleoptera; Nitidulidae.